UAAAAAAUCAGAUGAAAAACAAAUAUUACAAAAUAAUAAAAAAAAUUAAAAAACAGGAGGCUCUAAUAUAAAGUAUUCCAAAGUUUAGACCCCUCUUUGGUUUAGUCUAGACGUUGUGAUCUUUAAUAGUUUUGACUAGCAGAUCUCAGCUUUCUUCCAGACUGAUAUUCAGGCAGAAGGAGGAUUUUAAAAUCAAUUCUGUAACGUAGAAAACUAAGAUGUGGGUGAUAUGUUCCCGUUUUUUUUAUACCCAUAAAAAGUCUACCUGCUGCAUUUGAAACUGUUUGCAGUCGAGAAACGGAAGAUUGAUUAAUAAAGCGAGUUACAAUAAUCCAGUCUUGAGGAGAUCAGAGCAUGCAUCGCCAUUUAAGACUUCUGAGAGUCAUACAGGAUUUCUUCUGGGUUUAAUUACGGAAGUAAAAAAAGUUGUAUUGAGCAAUGUAAUGUGCUUAUCCAACAUUAUUGAGCUUGAUGGGCAAAAGAGGAAGAGAAUAGAAAGCUAUGAUAGCCUAUGAAACCGUUUAUAACUCAUGCCGGAUAUUUUGUUGAAACAUGUUUGAGCCAGUCGUCUCAAGAGCUUAACGGAUUAUGACAUUUGCCUUUUGAUGAACGCUCAUCAGAGUUCUGUCGGGAUGUUUUCGAGAGGGAAAUGUGAUGUGAAAUAUGAGCUACUAGAAAGUGGAUCAGAAUCAAGGCCUUUUAAGAAGAAGAUUUGUGCUCUGAAGAUCUUUUAUUUUUCUUGCUUUUUAUUUGUGCUUUUCUUUAUCAUCUUCAUGUAUUUAGAAGAAUUCUUUAAAGCACCUUUUACCAAACAAAUCUGGCAAAACCAUACAAGUAAAGACUCUGAUCUGCCAAAUCUUCCCCCAAGCACACAUUUGCCAUUCGUCCAAACACCACACAUCCAACACACAUCCGCCAGUCCUCCGUCUCCAAAGGCGUGUGGUGUUCAAGUGAAGGACAGGCCUGUGAUUAAAGUUGGCCAUCUUAACACAUAUGUGAUCGGCUCUUAUGUGGAUCAUCGUUUCAGAGAGAAACAGAUAAACACGAUCGCCAUUGUUCUCCGACAUGAGCAGGCGACGUACAGCUGUGUGAUGUGCUGCGAUGGGAGGAACGUGACGUCGAAUGCCGAGUACUCCAUUCAUUCUGACCACUUCAACUUUGAAUACGGCACCGCUACCAUCACGUGCCCAAUUGACAGCAUGUGUUUGACACUGACGCACGUUGCAAUCACAGCCAGUGGCGUCUUCUGUCCUGUUUCUCUCACAUGGAUUUAUUAA
This is a messenger RNA of Sinocyclocheilus grahami, 1277 nucleotides long. RefSeq lists its product as uncharacterized. The transcript has 2 exons. The record is from RefSeq and is a predicted model, not a curated record. Lineage: Eukaryota; Metazoa; Chordata; Actinopteri; Cypriniformes; Cyprinidae. Bases 606 to 1277 code for a protein of 223 amino acids.